Messenger RNA from Lathyrus sativus (Indian pea), 168 nucleotides. The record is from the annotation of a GenBank genome assembly. NCBI's taxonomy places the organism in Eukaryota, Viridiplantae, Streptophyta, Magnoliopsida, Fabales, Fabaceae.
AUGAGAAAGUUCGAUCCAUGGCCAGUUUUCUUCAGGCGAGAAUGGAAAAAGAACUGGCCGUUCGUAGUUGGAUUCGCAAUCACCGGAACCAUAAUCACCAAGUUCUCUCUCGGUCUUACUGAGGAAGACGCUAAGAAUUCGAAAUUCGUUCAGCAUCACAAGAGGUAA